Monascus purpureus is the source of this 267-nucleotide messenger RNA. Lineage: Eukaryota; Fungi; Ascomycota; Eurotiomycetes; Eurotiales; Aspergillaceae. The record is from the annotation of a GenBank genome assembly.
AUGGAGAACGAAAAGGGAGAGAUCGUUGAUCUCUACGUCCCCCGCAAGUGCAGUGCUACCAACCGCAUCAUCAAGGCCAACGACCACGCCUCUGUCCAGAUUUCCAUCGGAAAGGUCGACGAAAACGGCCGCUACACUGGUGAGAACGAGACCUACGCUCUCUGCGGCUUUAUCCGUUCCCGUGGCGAGAGCGAUGACUCCUUCAACCGCCUUACCCAGCGUGACGGUUACCUCAAGAAUGUCUGGAGCGCCAGCCGCCAGCGAUAA